This is a messenger RNA of Strongylus vulgaris, 263 nucleotides long. Lineage: Eukaryota; Metazoa; Nematoda; Chromadorea; Rhabditida; Strongylidae. The record is from the annotation of a GenBank genome assembly.
AUGAGCUCAUUCCAGCUGGCCGAGUCGCCAAGGGAAACGGUGAAUGGACGACGGGUUCGUGACCCUCAAUGUGCUCGAUGCCGACAGCACGGGUUCCGAGUCCCUCUUAGAGGUCACAAGCGAGUCCUUUGUCAAUUUGCCUCCUGCAAAUGUGAAAUGGUGAGCUCUGCAGGUAUCGUCAUUCCAGUCGCUGUAUUCCCUAUUUUACACGAUAAAAAAUCCAGUAAACUAUAUUUUGUGCAAUGGAUCGAUCGCUCGUAGCA